Messenger RNA from Carassius gibelio (silver crucian carp), 2454 nucleotides. RefSeq names its product zinc finger protein 570-like. Bases 1 to 1254 code for a protein of 417 amino acids. The transcript is spliced from 2 exons. Gene Ontology annotation, molecular function: RNA polymerase II cis-regulatory region sequence-specific DNA binding; DNA-binding transcription factor activity, RNA polymerase II-specific. Lineage: Eukaryota; Metazoa; Chordata; Actinopteri; Cypriniformes; Cyprinidae. The record is from RefSeq and is a predicted model, not a curated record. Gene Ontology annotation, biological process: regulation of transcription by RNA polymerase II.
AUGGAGUUUGUUAAAGAAGAGAGUGAAGAGAACACGAGUGAACCAGAAACCUGGAUAAUAAAACAAGAGGAAUCAGAAACCUGGAGAAUAAAAUAUGAGGAACCAGAAACCUGGAUAAUAAAACAAGAGGAACCAGAAACCUGGAGAAUAAAAUAUGAGGAACCAGAAACCUGGAGAAUAAAACAAGAGGAACCAGAAACCUGGAGCAUAAAAUAUGAGGAACCAGAAACCUGGAGAAUAAAACACGAGGAACCAGAAACUAUAAUAAUAAAACAGGAACCAGAAACUUGGAGAAUAAAACACGAGGAACCAGAAACUAUAAUAAUAAAACACGAGGAACCAGAAACCUGGAGAAUAAAAUACGAGGAACCAGAAACCUUGAGAAUAAAACACGAGGAACCAGAAACCUGGAGAAUAAAACACGAGGAAUCAGAAACCUGGAGAAUAAAACACAAGGAAUCAGAAACCUGGAGAAUAAAACACGAGGAACCAGAAACCUGGAGAAUAAAACAGGAGGAACAAAGAGAGUUCAUUGAAGAAAAAGAGGAGUAUGAAGAAUCAAGUGAAGUUGAGGAGAAAAAUAAUGUCAAAACUGGAGGAAAAUCUUUGAGUUUCUCUAAAACCAAACACAAAGAUUUAAAGAAUAAAAGAGCCAAGACGUUUUUCAACUGCACUCAGUGUCGAAAGAGAUUCACACACAAAACAGGUUUUGAGUGUCACAUGAGAAUUCAUACUGGAGAAAAACCCUACAAGUGUUCACACUGUGACCAGAGAUUCAGUGUGUCAGCAUAUCUGAAAAAACAUGAGAGGAUACACACUGGAGAGAAACCUUAUAAGUGUUCACACUGUGACAAGAGAUUCAGAGCGUCAGCAUAUAUGAAAAAACAUGAGAGGAUCCACACUGGAGAGAAACCUUAUAAGUGUUCACACUGUGACAAGAGAUUCAGUCAGUCAGCAAAUCUGAAAAAACAUGAAAGGAUCCACACUGGAGAGAAACCUUAUAAGUGUUCACACUGUGACAAGAGAUUCAGUGUGUCAGCAAAUCUGAAAAAACAUGAAAGGAUCCACACUGGAGAGAAACCUUAUAAGUGUUCACACUGUGACAAGAGAUUCAGUGUGUCAGCAAAUCUGAAAAAACAUGAGAGGAUACACACUGGAGAGAAACCAUACAAGUGUUCACACUGUGACAAGAGAUUCAGUCAGUCAGAACAUCUAAAAACACAUGGGAGGAUUCACACUGGAGAGAAACCUUAAAAGUGUUCACACUGUGACAAGAGAUUCAGUGUGUCAUCAAGUUUGAAAAAACACGAGAGGAUUCACACUGGCGAGAAACCUUAUAAGUGUUCACACUGUGACAAGAGAUUCAGUCAGUCAGAACAUCUAAAAACACAUGCAAGGAUUCACACUGGAGAGAAACGGUAUCACUGCACUGUACGUGGGAAGUGUUUCAUUCAGUCAUAUGUUUAACACAGUCAUACAAAAACAAUCACAGUAAGGCCCCAUACACACGGAGACAUGUUUAGCUGUGAUUGUAAAUAUUUUGUAUGGUAUAUGUGUUUCGUCCAGACGGAUUCGGCGUUUGGGAGAAUGAAAUCACUAUAUAUUUUUAAACCGGGUCCCAGAGUGGAUAAAUCUGAAAAUGACACCUUUGCUUUUCAUGUGUACAGCCAAUCCGUAUAUUUUGCGAAACGAUGUCAUCACCCUACAUCUCAACCCUAGUCAGACACUGCUACAUCAUGUAACAUCAACAACAACAAAAAUGGAGGAAUACAUGUUUGUGUUCAUGCUGCAGAAGCUCCUGAGCCUAUUAGCUAGCUAAGUAUUAGCGAAGUAGAGCGGCACGAUAUUGGAAAAAAAACUCACAUUUUGAUAAUUUUUCUCGGCAAUGUGUUGCGAUAUAAAAAAAAAAAAUCAUGACUUGCUGCUCAUCAGGUCUAUUUGAAAAAAUUAUAAAAUCAAUGAUUGGGGUAAUUUGGUAGGUGAAUAAAUAAGCAUAGAAAAUACCGUAUUUUCCGGACUAUAAGUCACACUUUUUUUCCUAGUUUGGCUGGUCCUGCGACUUAUAGUCAGGUGCGACGUAUCAAAAUUAAUUUGACAGGAACCAAGAGAAAAUCAUUACCGUCUACAGCCGCGAGAGGGCGCUCUAUGCUGCUCAGUGCUCCUGUAGCUUCUACAUGAAAACAUAGAGCACCCUCUCGCGGCUGUAGACGGUAAUGUUCUUUAUUGGUUCUUGGUCCUAAAUAAAUGUGACUCAUAAUCCAGUCCGACUUAUAGUCCGAAAAAUAUGGUAAGCAAAUUACAAAAAUGGAUAAAUAUAAUAGAAAAUGAACUGUGUUUUAUAUUCUCCAGGUAACCGUAUUCAGGUACAGAAAUUGAAUAAUCAAAUGUAAAAUAACACUGCAUAGUCUUUACUGUAUAAAUAAAAUCUAAUAAAUCUGUGUUAAAGCUACAAAA